Molecule: messenger RNA, 1478 nt
Organism: Annulohypoxylon truncatum
Lineage: Eukaryota; Fungi; Ascomycota; Sordariomycetes; Xylariales; Hypoxylaceae
Product: secreted aspartic proteinase precursor
Exons: 2
Coding region: 171-1394 (407 amino acids)
Biological process (GO): proteolysis
Molecular function (GO): aspartic-type endopeptidase activity
Source: RefSeq, a predicted model, not a curated record
CGUCCGAGUUGGACACAAACAUUCUACUCGAUAUCCCUCGACGCAAGGAGAUCUUGAGCCGCCAACACCGACAAGCAUUCUCUCUAUAUAUAUAUACUUAUAUAUAACACUCAUUCCCCUUCGCUGUAUCCAUUCGUUGUCGGAAACAUUGUAUAUUCUACCUGUUCAAAAUGGUUGCCUCAGCUGGAAAACUCGCCGUUGCGGCCGCCGUCGCCGGUCUUGCUACCGCCACUCCCACUCCCCCCAAGACCAAGGUCGGAACUCUCUCCGUCCCUCAGGUCAAGAACGCCGGCUUUGUCCCCCACGGUCCCACUCAGCUGGCCAAGGCUUACCUCAAGUACGGUGCUAAGCUGCCCGAGGGGCUCGCUAAGACCGUCGCCGACUUCAAGAUCUCCAAGCGUGACAGCGGAAGCGCCAAGACCACCCCCGAGGAGAACGACAUCCAGUACCUGACCCCCGUCUCGAUCGGCACUCCGGCCCAGACCCUCAACCUGGACUUCGACUCCGGCUCUUCGGACCUCUGGGUCUUCAGCACUGAGCUCCCUUCCAGCUCCGUCAGCGGACAGACUCAGUACAACCCCAGCAAGAGCAGCACCGCUAAGAAGCUCAGCGGCGCUACCUGGCAGAUCUCCUACGGUGACGGCAGCUCGUCCAGCGGUGACGUCUACACCGACACCGUAACCGUCGGAGGCGUUACCUUCGCCUCUCAGGCCGUCGAGGCCGCCAAGAAGGUCUCCUCGCAAUUCCAGAGCGACUCUAACAACGACGGUCUCCUCGGUCUUGCCUUCAGCAGCAUCAACACCGUCUCGCCCACCCCCCAGAAGACCUUCUUCGACAACAUCGCGUCCGAGCUGGACGUCGCGGCUUGGACCGCCGACCUCAAGUACCACACUGCUGGUACCUACGACUUCGGUGUCAUCGACCAGUCCAAGUACACUGGUGACAUCACCUACACCGACGUCGACAACAGCCAGGGCUUCUGGGGCUUCACCUCCACUGGCUACGGCAUCGGCACCGGCAGCUUCAAGAGCUCCUCCAUCGCCGGUAUCGCCGACACCGGCACCACCCUCGCUCUCCUCCCCGACUCCGUCGUGAGCGCCUACUACAAGCAGGUGUCCGGCGCCAAGCUCGACAACACGCAGGGCGGCUACGUCUUCCCCUGCUCCACCACUCCCCCCGACUUCGUCUUCGGCGUCGAGGGCGCCAAGUUCACCAUCCCCGGUGAAUACAUCAACUACGCCGCCGUCGACAGCACCAACUGCUUCGGCGGUAUCCAGUCUGACUCCGACAUCGGCAUGUCCAUCUUCGGCGACGUCGCUCUCAAGGCCGCUUUCGUCGUCUUCGACCAGUCUACCGGUAGCCCGAGACUCGGCUGGGCUGCCAAGGACUUGUAAAUAUCUGGCAAGGUUUUACCAAGGUGUGGGCACGUGCCCUAGGUAUAUAAGCCGUUCAUGAGAUCACGACGAUCAUGUGCAAGA